UCCAGAGGGUUGUUUUCAGGGAGACCUACUUCACAACUUGACCCACCACCUUUCAGCUCUCUCAGAUUCUUUACGAGUUCUACAUCAUGCCAAUGUCCUUGGACACCCGAUCUAUAAGCUCAACCUCAACGAGCGACGAGUAUCUCAGCAUUACGUCGGAUACUCCAUCGUCCUACAAUCCUUCCUCUCCAACAAGUGAGUGGUCAGAGCGUGAUGGAGAAACCUUGGAAGUACCCGCUACUAGUAGUAGUAGUAGUAGUAGUAGCGCUACUAGUGCCACCGGCGAUGUUACUACUAUCGCUAUCGACUUUGCCGCGCAUAAACGUGGACGAAGCCGAUGUCAACACCCCGGACAAGUGGAUUCGUCGCCACCCUAGCAUGGUUCGACACACGGGGAAACAUCCAUUCAACUCUGAAGCCCCAUUCGACAAACUCUUCGCUGCUGGUUUCCUCACUCCCACCUCCCUCUUUUACGUACGAAAUCAUGGUGCUGUACCCUACGUAGACGCCGACCGUGCCGCGAAUUGGAGGUUACGUAUUCAUGGAUUGGUCGAGCGUGAAGUGGAGUUUUCGAUCGACGAUCUAAAAGAAAAAUUUCAGGUCGUGACGCUCCCCGUCACUCUAGCUUGUGCAGGAAACAGACGGAAAGAGCAGAACGUCGUUCAGAAGACCCUUGGAUUUAACUGGGGCCCAGCGGUCCUCUCCACUGCACUCUUCACGGGCGUUUACCUCGCCGACGUCCUCAAAUACGUACGCCCCUUUCGUCCAAUGACAAACAAGCAUGUCAUAUUUGAAGGUGCCGAUACGGAUUUGCCCAAUGGACCUUAUGGAACGUCUCAGACGUUGAGAGAGGCUUCUGACAUUGAGAAGGGUAUAAUGAUCGUUUGGGGAAUGAACGGUAAAGCGUUGUCACCCGACCAUGGGUUCCCCUUGAGGACGAUCACUCCGGGUCGGGUUGGGGGAAGGUCGGUCAAAUGGCUGACGAGCAUCGAGGUUAGCGACACAGAAUCUCAGCAUCACCUUCACUUCUUCGACAAUAGGGUAUUGCCAACACAAGUGACUGCCCAACAAGCCCGCGACGAAAAGCACUGGUGGUACAAUAAGAAUUCCCUUCUCAACGAUCUCAACGUUAACAGCGCUAUAGCACACCCCAGUCACGGUGAAAUAGUGCAACUCUCGAAGCUGCUGUCAUUGCAGACAGUGGCAUCGUACGAUAUCAGAGGGUAUGCUUACUCUGGAGGUGGUCGGAGAGUCACACGAGUGGAGAUCUCGCUGGACCAAGGUAGCUCGUGGAAGAUCAGCGACAUAGUGUAUCCAGAGGAUCUGUACCGGAUGGUAGCAUUUGAGAGCAAGUUUUACGGAACGCUGGACUUGACCGAACGUGAAACUAGUUUUUGCUGGUGUUUCUGGAAAUAUACUGCAUCCAUCGAGGAGCUAUCGAAGAGCGAUGCGAUAAUCGUCAGGGCCAUGGACGAAGGUCUUGGAAUUCAACCACAGGAUAUGUAUUGGACUGCUUCCGGACUGAUGAACAACUGGUGGUUCCGCAUUGCUAUCCACCACGAGGUCAAGGACGAUGUUGAUAUUUUGCGUUUUGAGCAUCCAACGUUACCCGGCGUAACUCCUGGUGGAUGGAUGGAGCGAAUCAAAAAUGCUGGCUUGAAUCCUUUAAGACCAGAGUUUGGUGCUCCCAAACAGGGAAAUAACCACGACGCCGUUUCUCGUCGACCUCUACAAGAGAAGUGCGAACCGGCCAGCAUGACUGACCCCGAAGUUAACCGAGAAAAAGCCCUGUUCGUCGUGGAUGGGAAUGUCUACGAUGGCACGAAUUUCCUUGAGGAGCAUCCAGGAGGUGCGGACUCGAUCUGGUUAGCCUCAGGCGAAGCAGAUGCUACAGAAGAUUUCAUCGCCAUUCACUCCGACGAUGCAAGAACCAAGUUGAAGAAGUUCCAUAUCGGGAGGCUUCAAGCGAAUGAGGCCGAAUCACAGGGAGACGACACUACCGACGCACCACCCGACGAUGACCCCUCAGCAUCUGUAGUAUUUUUGGAUCGACGGAAAUGGAAGGCCGCCCGCCUUGUCGGGGUGACCGGUGUCUCGCACGAUUCCUUCAUCUACCGCUUUGCCCUCGAAUCGCCAGAGCAGCCUUUGGGAUUGCCUGUCGGUCAGCACGUGUUCGUUCGAUUGAGAAGGAAGACGACUGGGGAGAUGGUCCAACGAGCGUACACUCCGGUCUCACAACAAGAUGAGCACGGUCAUAUUGAUUUACUGAUCAAGCUAUACCUCCCGUGCGUUGCGUUCCCGCUCGGUGGUAAAAUGACCGUUGGUUUCCAUGAGCUUCUUGUUGGCGAUACCGUAGAGUUCAAAGGGCCUCUCGGUUCUUUCGUCUGGGAAGGCAAGGGCAAUGUGAGAUGGAAAGACGUCCCUCGUUCAGGAAUACGUCAUCUGGGCCUCAUCUGUGGAGGAAGUGGAAUCACCCCCAUACUCCAAGUCCUUCGGAGCGUCCUUCACGACGAGGACGAUUCGGAGACGCGUCUUUACCUCCUCGACGCCAACAAAACGGAGUCGGACAUAUUGUGUCGGGAAGAGCUUGAUACGUUGUACGAACAGCACGGCGAUAAAAAAGCCCAGACUAGUGGAUACGCCGCCGCCGCCGGCGGGGGACAAGUCCUCCUCCAACGACUAAAGAUACACCAUACGCUUAGUCGACCACCGCCCGAAUGGGCUUUCAGUACGGGAAGGAUCGAUGAUGGUAUGUUGGAAGCUCUUAUGCCUCCACCGGCGGACGAUGCGAUGGUCUUGGUGUGUGGACCUGACGGUAUGAUAAAUGACGCGGUGAAGCCUGGGUUGGAAAGACUUGGAUGGGAUGUCUCCAAAGCGCUUGUCGUGUUUUAGUUAUGUCUGUGCUAGGAGACCAGGCGAGUAGGACGGCCUCGAUCAGGUUUGGACCUUCUUUACAAUCUCAAUUGUAGCUGUUGGCUUAUGUAAGCCGUGAACAACUUUG
Molecule: messenger RNA, 3001 nt
Organism: Cantharellus anzutake
Lineage: Eukaryota; Fungi; Basidiomycota; Agaricomycetes; Cantharellales; Hydnaceae
Exons: 11
Coding region: 214-2892 (892 amino acids)
Molecular function (GO): heme binding; oxidoreductase activity; molybdenum ion binding
Source: RefSeq, a predicted model, not a curated record